Populus trichocarpa (black cottonwood) is the source of this 5618-nucleotide messenger RNA. Its product is annotated as protein RNA-directed DNA methylation 3. Lineage: Eukaryota; Viridiplantae; Streptophyta; Magnoliopsida; Malpighiales; Salicaceae. Gene Ontology annotation, cellular component: DSIF complex. Gene Ontology annotation, molecular function: mRNA binding. Gene Ontology annotation, biological process: transcription elongation by RNA polymerase II; regulation of transcription by RNA polymerase II; regulation of DNA-templated transcription elongation. The record is from RefSeq and is a predicted model, not a curated record.
UGUCACGGCAAAAUGUCGUCGAAUGGGAAGGGUAAGGCCGUCGCCUCCGGCGGAGGAGAACGGAAACGUGGCAGUGGUGGUGAUGACGAUAAGACUGGUGGUGGAAAUAAGAAGAAGAAUCGCGCGGUUCUUCGGUUCUUCGAAGAUGCAGCUGAUUUUAGUGAUCAAGAUAGUGAUCGCGACAGCGAUGAUAGUGAUCUUAAUUUCGACAUUGAAGAUUUUAUGGACGAAUAAUAUGAUGUAGAGUUGAAAGUCAAGAAUGAUCCACCAAUAUCCCAAAAUGUUCCAAUUGUUCCCAAAGAGGAGGAUAUGGAUGAGCGAGAAUUUGAUAAGAUGAUGGAAGAGCGUUACAAGAACAAUCCUAGAUUUCGCUAUGCCGAAGAUGCUGAUGAGGCUAAAAGAUCCAUGGAAAGAAAUUUUCUCGAGCCUUCUGCAAAGGACCCAACUGUCUGGAAAGUCAAAUGCAUGGUUGGACGCGAGAGGCAUUCAGCUUUUUGCCUCAUGCAGAAGUUUGUUGACUUGAAAUCUCUGGGUACCAAACUUCAGAUAAUAUCUGCAUUUGCCAUUGACCAUGUAAAGGGUUUUCUUUAUAUUGAAGCUGACAAGCAAAUUGAUAUUAUUGAGGCAUGUAAAGGGCUUUGCAGCAUAUAUUCUAGCAGAGUGGCACCAUUUCCUAAAAAUGAAGUGUCUCAUCUGAUCUCCAUCCGGAGAGGUUGUAAUCAAGUUACCGAGGGCACAUGGGCUCGUGUAAAGAAUGGGAACUAUAAGGGUGACCUGGCGCAGAUUGUGGCUGUAAAUGAUGUGCGGAAAAAAGCAACAGUGAAGCUGAUUCCAAGAAUUGAUUUUCAAGCGUUGGCACAAAAAUUUGGAGGUGGACUUGCAAAGAAGAAAGCUGCCAUACCAGCUCCAAGAUUGAUCAGCUCAAGUGAACUUGAGGAGUUCCGGCCUCUUAUUCAAUAUAGACGUGACCGUGAUACUGGCAAGAUGUUUGAGGUUCUUGAUGGCUUGAUGCUCAAGGAUGGAUAUUUAUAUAAAAGAGUAUCUAUAGAUUCUUUAAGCUGCAUGGGUGUUAUACCUUCAGAAGAGGAGUUGUUGAAGUUCAAGCCUUCUGAGAAUAAUGAAUCAGAGAAUUUGGAAUGGCUUGCGCAGAUUUAUGUUGGACAGAAGAAAAAACAGGUAAUUGGAAAUGAGAAAGGUGGUGAUAAAGGAGAAAGCUCGUUAUCAUCUGGGCAGAAAUUUGAACUGUACAAUCUUGUGUGUUUUGGCCGCAAAGAUUUUGGUCUUGUUGUUGGUAUGGAGAAAGAUGAUUCUUACAAGAUUCUAAAACAUGGACUGGAAAAACCUGAUGUGGUGACUGUUGCAUUACGUGAUCUAAAGAAUGGGCUCACUGAUAUGAAGUUUACUGCUUUAGAUCAUCACAAGAAAACCAUAUCAGUUAAUGAUUCUGUCAAGGUUUUGGAAGGUCCAUUGAAGGAUAGGCAAGGAAUUGUUAAGCAAAUCUACCGAGGCAUCAUAUUUAUAUAUGAUCAGAAUGAAACAGAAGAUGGUGGUUAUUUCUGUUUGAAAGCUCAAAUGUGUGAGAAAAUCAAGCUUUCUUUUGAUGCAUGCUGUGGAAAGGAUGGAGAAUCAGGCUCUUUAGAUUUUGAAGAUUUCCCAUCAUCUCCCAAAUCCCCCUUAUCGCCUAAAAGACCAUGGCAAGCGAGAGAAAAUAACCGUAACUUCAACCAAGGGGACAAGGAUGGAUUGUUCUUCAUUGGUCAAACCUUGAGAAUUCGAAUAGGACCUUUGAAGGGGUAUCUAUGUCAGGUCUUGGCCAUACGCUAUUCUGAUGUUACUGUGAAGCUUGGUUCUCAGCAGAAAGUUCUUACAGUUAAAAGUGAGCAUCUUUCUGAGGUUCGUGCAAAGAGCUCUGCCGUGUCUGUAAGUGAUGAACCUGGAUCCAGCUCUUUCAAACCAUUUGAUCUAAGCGGAACUGAAGGUGGUUCUGGAGGUUGGACAGGUGGUGCUGGGGCAUCGACAGGGGGUGAUGGCUGGAACACUGGUGGCCUCUCCACUGAAAGGACUUCUUGGCCUAGCUUGGGCCUCAUGGAUCAACCCAAAACCAGUCCUAUAAAUCCAUCAAGUUCUGCAGAUAAUGAACUAAGCAAAGAUGGUGCUUGGGUAAGUCAAGCGACCGGAAAUCAGACUUCAUCUUGGGGUGCAGUUGCAGGUGAUUCUUGGAACAAAGCUGCUUCUAACUUUGGUUCUACCAGUGGUGCAUCUGUCGGAUGGGGUAAAGCAACUUUACCCAAUGAAGAUCUGGCAGGCUCUUCAAGAGGUACUGGAGACAACUGGGGUCGAGGAAACCUCAGAGCUGAAAAUUCUUUGAUCGAUUCUGCAGUAGCUUGGGACAAAGGAAAGACUGUUAGUGGAAACCAAACCAGCAGUUGGGGAGAUGCAGCUACAGGGAAGAAUCAAGUGGAUUCUUGGGGAAAAUGUAAUGAUGCAAUUGGAGCAGGAUCCUGGGAGAAGAAAAAAAGGUCUGGAACUGGAGAAGACUGCUGGAGUAACAAGAGUACUGGAUGGAAUCAACAGAAAUCACAAGAUGGAGGAGACACUUGGGGUGAAGCUGCGGAAAACCAAGAGAAGGGCACUGCUCAAAAUGAUUCUUGGGGUGAAGCUGGGGAGAAGUGGGAAAGCAAAAAUAGCUCAGAAAAGCCAACUGAGGCUUGGGGUAAGGCAGGCGGGGGCAGCACUCAAACAGAAACUGAAGAUGUUAAUAAAGGAAGUGGCUGGAUGAAAGCUGAAGUUGAUAGUGCAACUCAAACUGCAAAUUGGAGUCCUGGGAAAAAAUUUAGUGAAGAUGCUUCUGGGUGGAAUAAAGAUGGAUCUAGUAACCAGAAUCAAAUUGAUAGUUGGAAUAAACCAAAGCCUUCUGGUGCUGAUAGGGGAUCUUGGAACAAACAGGGGGAAUCCUCUUGGGGUAAACAAGAGGGGGGGUCUUCUUGGAAUAUACCAGACAGAGAUCAAGAGUUUGGUGGUUGGAACAAAGAAUCAGAUGGGGGUCGUGGGUCAGGUGGGAGGAGGGGAAGAGGAGGUGGUCAUGGUGGUAGAGAUCACUUUGGCCGAGGAAGAUCCUUUGGUGAUGGUCAGUCUUCAGGUUGGAAAGCUGGAGAAGAAAACUCCACUGCCUAUGAUCAAGGAGGUGGCUGGGGUAAAUCCAAGGGGUUCAAGGAAAGUAGAGAUGAUGGGUGGAAGCCUAUUUCUUCUGGGGGUGAUAGUGGAUCAGGUUGGAACAAGAACUGGGGAGCAGAUAAAGAGAUUAGUUGAAGUGGGGACAAAUGGAACAGUGGAAAUCCUUCUUUUGGGGACAAAUCAAGUUGCAACAGUGAUCAAGCUGAAUUUCACAGCGGGAGCAAAGGUCUUGCUGCUAAUCUAUCUUCAGGAGGACAAAUUGAUGGUGCUGGUUGGAAUGCACCCAAGUCAGUUGACAGGAACUCAUCUUCUGGAUGGAACGAUGGUUCUGCUGCAGAUGAAGUACCUGGUGUAAGUUUGGGUGGAGGCAGCCACUGGAAAACAGGGAAAGCUUCAUCAGGUGACAAUACAACUGGAUGGAAAAGUGGAGCAAGUGGGAUUGGCACCCAGAAGUCUGACUGGGGUGCCCCAAAAACUACCGAGGUAGACCAGUUAUCAAGCUGGGAUUCUAAAGUGGGUCAUGUAGAUGCCAACCAAUCAUCUGGUUCGGGUAAUAAAAGCAGCUGGGGUACUCAAAAGUCUUCUCAAGAGAAGCCUGGUUGGAAUCAGGAAUCUCCUGAACUUGAAAAGGACAGCAAGAGAGAUGGAAACCAGGAAUCUAGCUGGGGUAAUAAAAGCGGUUGGAACUCUGGAUCAAGUGAUGCAGGAAGAAAUUCCGACUCUGCUUGGGGCAAGAAGAGCAUUUGGAACUCUGAAUCCAGUAAUGCUGAUGGAAAUCAAGAUUCUGGUUGGGCCACCAAAAGCAACUGGAACUCUGGGUCGAAAGAUGCAAACCAAGGUUCUAGUUGGGCCAAGAAAAAUAAUUGGAACUCUGGAUCUAGUGAUGCAAACCAAGAAUCUGGUUGGGGCAAGAAAAGCAGUUGGAGCUCUGGAUAUGGUGAUGGUAACCAGGAUUCAUCUGUAGCCUGUGAUGGUAAAGGCCAAACAGAGACUUAUGGUAAUAGGGCAGGUGUUGGGGGCUGGAGAGGUGGCGUUGGUGGCAGGGUUGAUCCAGACAGAGGGGGCUUUAGAGGUAGAGGCGAUAGAGGAGGUUAUGGAGGUAGAGGCAAAUCUGACACGGGUGGUUUUGGAGGUAGAGGUGGUUCAGACCGAGGGGGCUCUAGAGGUAGAGGGGACAGAGGCGGCUUUGGUGGUAGAGGCAGAGGAAGGAGAGAUCAAAAUGGUGGUUGGAGUGACAACGGUUCUGCUGAAGAUAGUACCUUUGGCUGGAAGAAUGGGGCAAACAAUAGCAGUGGAGGAUGGAAAAAUAAUGGUGGUGGAAGCAAUUGGAACCAAGGAGGUGACGAUAAGGGCCAACAUAAUAGCUGGAAUUCUGGUGGUGGUGGAACAAGCAAUCGAGCUGGUGGUUGGAGCAGCCAAGAUUCAGACUGGAACCAGUCAAGAAUGGCCAAAGAUAGUUGCAGUAAUGACCUUGCUGGUGGUUGGAACAAGGGAACUGGUGCAAAUAGUGAUGCUGCCUGGGGUCAAGGAAACAGCUGGAAGUCAUCAAAUUCUUCUGGUGGGGACUGGAAUUCAAACAAAGUUAAAGGUUCUGAUGAUCAAGGAAGUGGCUGGAACAAAGGAUCUGGUUCUUGUGUUCCAGGUGAUGGCUGGGGGAACAAAGGAGCUGGUUCAGGAGAUGCAGGGACAACUGGAGGUGAUGCGAAGCCCUGGAAUCAAUCUAGUGCGAAGCCCUGGAAUCAAUCUAGUGCUUCUGGCGGAGGCCAAUCAUCUGGCUGGAGUCAAUCAAUGGAGGUAAAGGAAGGAACUAACGCUGGUGGAGAACCAACCGGUCCAUGGGGUAAAGCAUCGACAAAUUCUUGGAAUCAAUCAAGCAAAGACAUAAAAGGUUCUGAUGAUCAAGGGAGUGGCUGGGGGAACAAAGGAGCAGGUUUGGGAAGUGCAGGGGCAACUGGAGGUGAUGCCAAGACCUGGAAUCAAUCCAGUGCUUCUGUUGGAGGUCAAUCAUCUAGUUGGAGUCAAUCAACAGAGGCAAAAGGAGCUAAUGCAAGUGGGGAACAAACUGAUCCAUGGGGUAAAGCACCAGCAAGUUCUUGGGGAAACAAAGGGAAUGAUGGAAGUUCCAAAGGAGGGUGGUAAUUGCUUUGCAAACUAGCAAUGUAACUUAUUUUUUGAAGUUUAACGGUUCUGUAUAUAGUAACUUAUUGUGUUAUUCACUACUAGGAAGGAUCCAACAGCAGUAUCUCCUCUUGAAACUCUGCACCAGUGUCCAAUAAUUUAUGUAUGUUUCCUUGAGGCAUUUUGAAUUAUGGUACUCCCCAAAAGAAGCUGCUCUUGGAGCAUUGAUCAUGGAGACGGUUUCUAGUUUAUGACAGUAUGUACAUAGUUAUGUUAUCCUGUACACGGGCAUUAUUUAUAUAUUAUUUGUAUGUCGUGAUGCUAAA